UGUAACUCCGUCGGUCCACCUUAAGCGCACACGCAAACGCAGGAGGCGUAGAACGAGGUUUCCGCUUCUCAGUGGGACUCGGACCGCGGCUCACGAAAAUCACCGUGUGUAACGUUUAAGGUUGACGCACCAAAAUACGGAAAAAAGAGGGCAAAAGCAAGCGAACAAACGGAGCAAAAAUAUGUCUGACUCUAAGUACCGCGAGUGGAUUUUGGACACUAUCGACUCGCUGCGGUCUCGUAAAGCCCGGCCGGACUUGGAAAGGAUUUGCCGAAUGGUCCGGAGACGACACGGGUCCGAGCCCGACCGAACCUGCGCAGAACUGGAGAAACUGAUUCAAGAACAAACCGUGCUGAAAGUAAACUACAAGGGCUCGAUUUCAUACCGGAACGCUGCCAAGGUUCAACGGAGAAGCAGAAAAAAAGACGAUGCAUCGUUAACAACGGCUGCGAGAAGGAACGCGUUGGAAGAAGCCAGUCAUUCUGACUUGAGCAACGGAGACAGCGCUUUUGGUGCCGUGGACCAGGACGAAGAAGAUUUGGAGGCUGAAACCUCAAUGGCUAUGGACACGGAUAGUAAUCCAGACGAGGAGGGGGCUGAGGAGAGCCAGGAUGGGCAGGACAGACCAUCUCCCAGCCAUAAUCACGAAGAUGCCAUUGUGCAUUGUGCCCCUGUGCGAGCCAUUUCUGCCCCAUGCUCUCCCUCUGGCACUCAGCCUGGACCCGACCCUGCUUGCGGCUCUGGUCUGGACUGUGCCUCUUUCCAGAAGGGUGGUGAGAGGCCCAACUCCUUGCCCCCCUCCAGCCCCAGGGCCCUCGCACACAAUGACUGGGCUUAUGAUUCUGCUGUCUGCCCAGUGGAGCGCCAGCACCCAGGAAUGCAAAGAGACAAAGUAGUUGACAUGAAGCCAGCAAUCCACUCCGGGACUAGCAGCCCUUGCACUCUAAACAAUAUAAAGAAAGAAGAUGGAGGCAAGGUGGAGGACAGCAGCCUCUCAUCUGACCAGCUGGUACCAGACUAUGCAGCACGACUGGAUGAGACCAAGAAUGUCUCUGAUGGAAGAUCACAAACAUUGUCCUUGCCAUCUGACAACUGUACGUUUAAGAAGAUAGAUAUGUCCACAACAGCAGCUGAAGACAGCUUUCUAAAUGGUAGCAAAGCCGAUGAUGAAGUUUCAGUGAAGAAGGAGAAAAUGAGUCAGAACUUGUUGCAGUGGACUGUGGCAGAUGUGGCCAGUUACUUCUCAGCUGCAGGAUUUCCAGAGCAGGCCAUGGCAUUUCGAACACAGGAAAUUGAUGGGAAGUCCCUUCUCCUAAUGCAGCGCAGUGACGUGCUGACUGGGCUGUCUAUCCGUCUCGGGCCUGCUCUCAAAAUCUACGAGCGUCACGUAAAAGUGCUGCAGAGGACCCAUUUCCUGGAAUGUGAAGACAUCUGAGGAGAUGAUUGGCUUGGCAGAAAAUGCUGUACUGACUCAAACAUGCAUGCAGUCCCUCUCCCAUCGGGAUCCUAACGCCCACCUUCAUAUACAUUAUAUGUAGAGGGUGUGUUUGGGGGGAAAGGCUGCGGUGGAAUUUACCUUCACUGUGAGAACGACCAGAAACUGAAAGACAGUCAUCCUACCUCUCAUUGUGGUCUUUGGUAUUCGAACAGUUUUCAUUUCACCCCUGUGGCCCCAUCGUGGAGAGAACUGACAGCAGGGAAAGUAUUUUUUCUAAAUGGAGCAGCAGUGACCUUCCUGCAUUUAUAAAACAUUGGGUAAUGCAGACAGUGGAGAGAACUGAGCCUUGCAGCAAGUGGACCACCACAGACCUGACUGUGUAGUGCUGUGGCACAGAGUUGUUACGGGUUGGGGGCAUUCUUCUUGUACCUUCUGUUAGCUCUAAUAGCAAAAGUCACACACACACGCAAACAUAAAGCAUUUAAAUGUCAUCAAAGUGCUUGUCAAAUCAGAUGCUCAAUGUAGCAGCAUCAAAAGUUAAGUUAGUCUCAUUCCUGACAUCAUUCCACCACUAGCAGCUGCUUUUGGAUUAUGUCUUCAGUGCCUUUGCAACACUGAGAUAUCAACCUCAUGAUAUACUAGUACUUGAUAUGUUUUUUGUUGUUGUUUUUUCUUGUGUUGUCUUAAUGACAUGAUUGUGGUCCAACAGUGAAUUUUCAUUUUGGGAAACGAUUCCAGAAAAUUUUGCAGCAUGCAAAAUGUGAUUUUAUAAAAUGAGCAAAUUCAAAUAAUAAACUUUCGAGAAAUGUUAUACUGACUAUAUCAUUCUAAACUCAAUACAGCCAAUCAACAUCUGUUUACAAAGCAGAUAUCUUAAUGAAAUGCAAUAUUUUAUGUUUUAUGUUUACAAAUGGCUUGAUCUCACUUUGUGUUUUGAUCUAACGUCGCCACUUUAAUUGUAACAUUCCACAUCAGUCUGCAUCUCCAGUGUAUGUCUUACCAUUUUGUAAUAUGGACACUUCUUCCAGUCUUAAAUAAAAGUCCAUGUCUCCCUG
Molecule: messenger RNA, 2493 nt
Organism: Melanotaenia boesemani (Boeseman's rainbowfish)
Lineage: Eukaryota; Metazoa; Chordata; Actinopteri; Atheriniformes; Melanotaeniidae
Gene: samd1a
Product: sterile alpha motif domain containing 1a
Exons: 7
Coding region: 182-1435 (417 amino acids)
Molecular function (GO): DNA binding; protein binding
Source: RefSeq, a predicted model, not a curated record